GCGCGCUUCGAAAUUCCUGACGGAAUGCAUCACCGAUUCGAUCCUGCGUUGUACGCGCAUCUGCCUUCCUACAUCCAGCCUUUGCCAGAUGAUGAGGUUUGGGUGCCACCCUUCCUCUCGCUUGGGGGUCGACACAAACCUCCUACGAGACCUGCCCCUCGAUCAGAUCACCGCGGCACGAGGAUGGGGCCGAUGUCCUCCCUCUUGGCGGAUCCCGGGGGGGGGAGGGUCUGAUCCUCUGCGACUACACUUGUCCCCGAGUUGCACAAUGGAUGCGUCGAGAACAGUUCCCGUCGACCAUAGCAGUCGCUCGCAAGGUGGGGUGUCCGUGACAAUGCAGGAUGCCCGUGAAGACGGAGCGGUGACACAACGGCCCCCGAUGUCAUCAUCCGCAUGCAGGGUGAGCCACGCCGUUUCGCCGUCCUCCUUUGAUCCGGGACGAUCGCCACUGACGCACAACGGUCCUGCGGGAACGGUGACGAGAGCGAGUGUUGCGGAGUCCCCCCAGGUGAUUGAGAGGAUCAUAGCGAGGUAUUCGAGGAUGCGUACCGACGUUCAAGCGGAUGACGGAGGUGCAAAGGGGGCAGAGGCUGAGGAAGUGGCUGAGGGGGAGUGCACGGAUGUCGAGGACGAAAGCGAGGAGGAUGACGACGUUCUGCUGAAGGAAGUCACACCGAAGACCACGAAGAAGAAGACAACGAAGAGUCGUGGGAAGUCGAAGGCGAGAGACGGUGGAGGUGAUGGUGAUGGCGCGGCGGGUGGAGGAAGGAACUCAAAGAAUUGGGAUUUGGACGACUCGCUCCUCCUCGUCCGCUGCAAAAGGGACCUUGACGAUCACAUGGCCAGCCAGGGUAGCAACUUCGCGCGGAUGAAGACAAAGACGCAGAAAUGGAAUGAGAUAGCAAAUCGUAUGGCCCAGCAAGGGGUCACGAACAAAGAUGGAGAGUCGUGCAUGAAGAGGUGGGAGAACAUCUUCGGGUGGUACAGGAAAAUCUGGGAUAGGGAGAAGGACUCUGGUGUGCAGUCUUUUUUCCUGAUGACAUCGAAAAAACGCAAAGAAUUGGGGUAUAAAUUCGCGAUGGACCGACAACUAUACGACGUCAUCCACGCGAUAACACCCAACAAUCAGGCCAUACAUCCGCCUAAUUUGUGUGACACCGGUGGACUCCCUCCCCAGCAAGCGGAUGACAGUGAGCAGAGCCAGGCUAGAGGUGCGACAGUCGGUGGGGAAACGUCGGUGGGCAACAACAUGGAAAGGGAAUCGGCGGACGGCUAUGGAAGCAGGUCUUCAGGGGGAAUGGCUGCGGGGAAGCGGAAGAACGCGCGGCAGCUCGCCUUCGAUGCUGUGACGGACGUGAUGAAGACCCAUCCGACGUUCGUCGUUGAUUCUGUGGAUCGUGCUAGCAAGCGCCAAUGCGAUGUGCUGCAACGACAAUGCGACAUCAUGGAAAGGGAGGCGAGGAUGCAGGAGAAACAGUGUGACAUGCUGGAUGCUGGUCAGCGCAUGCUGUGCGAUGCUCUGCUGAAGAUUGCAUCGGCGUUGGCUCAGAGUUGAUUGCAUUCGCCCCGGUGGACUGCGGAAAGC
This is a messenger RNA of Chara braunii, 1585 nucleotides long. NCBI's taxonomy places the organism in Eukaryota, Viridiplantae, Streptophyta, Charophyceae, Charales, Characeae. The record is from the annotation of a GenBank genome assembly.